AAAACCAAGCGCAAGCGACCCUCUCCCGAGCACGUCCAGAUCCUCAACAUGGUGUUUGAGCGCAACUUUUUCCCAACCACGGAUGUCCGGCAGGAGCUUGCCCGCCAGCUGGGCAUGUGUCCGCGUGCCGUCCAGGUCUGGUUCCAGAACAAGCGACAGAACUGGAGGACCAAG
Messenger RNA from Polychytrium aggregatum, 174 nucleotides. Its product is annotated as homeobox domain-containing protein. Gene Ontology annotation, biological process: cell differentiation; regulation of transcription by RNA polymerase II. The annotation marks the transcript as partial. Gene Ontology annotation, molecular function: RNA polymerase II cis-regulatory region sequence-specific DNA binding; DNA-binding transcription factor activity, RNA polymerase II-specific. Lineage: Eukaryota; Fungi; Chytridiomycota; Chytridiomycetes; Polychytriales. The transcript has a single exon. The record is from RefSeq and is a predicted model, not a curated record.